Molecule: messenger RNA, 4086 nt
Organism: Ectocarpus siliculosus
Lineage: Eukaryota; Phaeophyceae; Ectocarpales; Ectocarpaceae
Source: the annotation of a GenBank genome assembly
AUGGGGACGGGCUUGGCCAGGACCAUAGACCUCGAAGUCUACCUCAACUACGACGACGAGGGAGGGGCGCCCGUGUCGGGGGACUCGACGGAGAUGCACUGCGCUCAAGACGCGGCUUGCGUGGAGGCGACGGAGUGCGGCGAGGGCUCGGCGGAAGUUAAGGUGCUGACCUUCGACAGCUACGGCGACGGUUGGUCUGACCCCUUCGGAGAGGCCACGGAGUUCUGGACGCUCACCGGCGCCACGGGGAGCUGGUCCGGCAACCUCAUGAAGGGCCAUGCGGCGGCGCGGUCGACGCUCUGCCUUGCCGACGGAGACUAUGACUUCUCGGCGCCGGGGGCCGUCUCGUGGCAUGUGCGAAGACUCGUGCGCCGACUAUUCGGCAUCGGAGGGGACGAGUAUCCUGACAUCACCGUGGUGGCCCUGGGGAGCGCGAUGGCAACAGCGGCGUGCGUCAUGACCUGCUGCUGUAGGAUGAAGAAGGCGAACCGUCGGCCCGGGACGGGGGGCAAAGGGUCGACCAAGUCUCUCGCCACCGAACCGUCUCGCAGCCCUGACUCGCGGUAUGACACGGGACAAGGGUUGAUCACGGGGGAGGUGGUGUCAGAGGUGUCCGCGCCCAUGCCGAAGAGAUCGAGAGGAGCGGAGGGGGCGGCGCUUAUCGCUGCGGCGGGAAAGUCCAAGAAGUUCUUGGACCCACGAGAUUACAUCCCGGAUCCCGAUUUCGACGUGUUCGAGUCGAUGUCAUCGUCAUCCAUGGGCGACGAGAGCAUAUCGGGCAUGUUGCAGGAAUCGAAUCCCAUGUUCAGAGGACGAGCUCGGCGGGGAUCGGCAACAGGUACACAACUCGGUGCCCCCCCGCUUGAAGGUGACGAGGAUGUGGAGCUAGGGUUGAACGGCGUGCCGGAGGAAGGACAGCAGGAAGCGGAGGGAGGGGAGGAAGAGCGACCGUUCCGAGCCACCGAACAAUCGAACCCGCUCUUCAACGCUGACCGGGCCUCGGGGCCACUAGAGAAGCCUACCCGCGGCGACAAGGCGGGGGGGGAGGGCCAGGGGAGGGUGGAGGUGGAGGUAGUCAGCCGCGCCAUACCUCAGAGGUUCCGCUCCGCGACAAGGGGGAUCCGUCUUCACGACAGAGACGUUCGCUCCCAGCAGGAAGAGGCGCCGGCGGCGGGCCGGCGCACCGACGACGACAGGGCAGCAAGGGAACGGCAAGAUUCGGGACACCGAAGGCGUGGGAGCCGGCGUGGCAGCAGCGGCGACGGCCGCGCCACCCGCAAGAGGAGCAAGAGCAGGGGCCGGGGCGACUCCGAGACGCCGUCGCGCCGGAGGGCCCCGAUCCAGCGGGUGCGGUCGUUCGGGAGCGACUCGAGCUUCAAGAGCAUGGCCAAGAACCUGGCGGAGAGCACGUCGUUCCGACACAGCCGGGAGCGGUACCAGGUGGCUCCGAAGAACCGGCCCUCCCGCUCCGGUGGCGACACGCAUGAAAGAAAGAGCAGGAAAAGAUCAUCAACGUCCAGAGCCGACCAAGGCAGAGGAGCAACGACCAGCAGCAGCGGCGCGCCAAGGCCACGGCGGGGGGAGUCGUCCACCGCGCCUCGCGGCGAACGGCGAGACCGGGACAAGAGUCGCGGCCGGGGGGUAGACGGCACCGCCGCCGCCUUCGCGUCAGAACCGAGCCGCAGCAGCCGCCGGGGCACCGCGAGUCGAGGGGGGGGUGGCGCAGGGGGCCCCGCCAAGUCGAGACGGGCGGAGGACGGGGAGAGGUCGUACUCCCCCGGAUCGAACUUCAGCGACGGUUCCAUCGUGGUCCCGACAGUGCGGGCCUGCGCCAGCGUGGGGCGGCCGUCCGCCCGCCUGAGCGACAUGCUCGCGGGGAACGUGGUGAGCAACUCCUCCAUGCGCCGAGGCUCCUCGGGCAACCGGCAGGCCGACGUCCAGGUGCUGGACCUGCGCCGCCACAGCACCGGCGGCCGCCGCAGCCGAGAGCCCGUCGGGGCCCGGGCCGGGAGCAGCGGCGGGGGGGUUGGUGGCGGCGGCGGCGGCGCAGCCACCAUGACGACGGCGAACGACGACGCCGAGGCACCCGGGGGCGGCCGUGAUGAGCGGCGGCGGUCUCGCGAUAGCGGCGGCGGCGGCGGAAGCCGUUCUUCCGGCAGGAGCAGCGGAGGAGGAGUCCGGGCCGAAGAUUACGGGGCGCCGCGAAGCAAGGCCAAGGGGAACCGGGAGAGGAGCGGCAGCGCCGACAGCAGCGGCGGCGGUGGCGACCGAGGGUCGACCGGGAAGGGCCGGCGGCAGCAAGAAGACGGGGCCACUACGAACCCCGGCACCGCCGGAAGCCCCAGAGAAAAGGCCCACCCGUUUGUCGUCGGCAUGGGGGGUCCCCCGGGGGGCAGCGAUGACGAUGGGAAGGGCGGCAAUAACGGGGGGUCGCUGUCUUUCAGCAACAACGGGGACGAUAGCGACCUUGGCGACGGCGGCGGCGGCGGUGGCCGCCUGACAAGAGGCAGGACCAAGUACCGACAGAGCAGGAGCAGCCGCGCGCGAGAGCGCGCCUACCAGGAGACUCGCUCGCGUUCCCGCGGCUCGUCCAUAUCGAUGACGUCCCUCCAGCGCGUGGUGGAGGUCUCGGAGGAGAGCCUCUCUUCAGUGUCGCCGGACCAGAUGAACCCCGCUCUCGCCGGGCGAUACAGCAGAAUCGCCUCGAGGGCGGCGGCGGGUGCAGGCCGCCGCCGGCACGACGACGGGUCCCACGACGACGAAGACGAAGAAGACACCGACCGGAGAAUGUUCCCCCCUCCCUCGGCGGCAGGCAGCGACGUCGAUUUCCACAGCAUGAUGGACGGCACGGUAGCCUCUGGCGAGUCCUCGUUCCGACCCGACUCCUGUUCCAGGUCGGUGCCGCCGUCUAGCGCGCUCCGUUUCCACGUGUCCGAGAUCAAGAUGCCCGGGAACGCCGCAGCGGUGGCGGCGGACAAGCGGCGGCGAAGAGAGUCCUCCGACUCGGACUCCUACUCCAGCCACGGAGCGAGCGUCAGGCAUACGGCCGAGUCGCCGGCCCCGCGGGCGUACGGCUCCCGCCGAGCCAGGCCCGACAACACACGCAGCGACGACGGCAGCAGCAGCAAGAAACACGCCUCGUCGUCGUCGAGAGCAGCGGCGGCGGCAGCGCUAGAGCGGACGACGACGAUGUCGUCGGCCGGGAGGAGCUCGAGGAGGGGCGCGGGGGGCGGCGCGGGGUGGAGGCAGCAGGCCAGGCUCCGCAGGGCGAUGGUCCUCGCCGUCCAGCAGAAGGCGCAGGAGGACGAGCAAAAGGGCGGCAGCGGUGACCCUCUAGGAACGAGGCGAAGCACCGGCUCGCAGUACCUGGACGGCGGCCGGGGGCGCGGAGGCGAGAAGACCCGCGGGAGAUUGGCAAGCGAGGACCAGGACGAGGCCGCCGGGGGGCACGUGCUACGGCGCGGCGGCGAGAACCGCGACCUGCCGCCCGUCCCCACGGGAGCGUUGAGAGACGCGCCCGGCCGCUCCGCCCGCGGCCACGUCCUGGUGACCAAGCGGGCUGCUCCGGGCGAGAAGCACGAGCACCAGGAGGAUGAGCGGGCCAGCGGCGGUGGCGGGAGCCAUCGCACGAACUUUAGCGCGUUUUCGUCGCUGGACAGCACCGCCACCAGCGUCGCAGACGACGACGACGACGACGUGGCCAGGAGCCCGUUCCAGUCACGCGGGGAAUCGUCAAGCGAGGCGCCGCCGCCGCCGCCGCCCCCCGAGGCGACCGCCCCCCGCGGCCGGCCGCGUUCGGAGUCCAAGGCGAAGCUCGAGCUGCGGCGGGAGCGAGAGCAAGAGACCGGGGGUCAGGCGACCGGACACAGCAGCAGCCGCAACGCCUGGUCGUCAAACAGCAGCACUAGCGAGACGAGACGGCACAGCGGCAGCGGCAACCGCCGCCGCCACCGCCGGCGCAGCAUCAGCAGCAGCAGGGGUUCGGGGGGCGAGGGAGCAAGCGACGCUAGUUCCGAGCGUCAGCACCGCCGGGACCGCAAAGGGAAACCCCGCAGUCCUUACUCUCUUGACGGACGCAGAAGGUAA